AUGGCAAGUGGUUCUUAUGAAGCUUCACGUCAAGCAAGGUUGUUUGGCCGUCAAAGGCCAUUUCAUGCCAUUCUUGGCGGAGGAAAGGUUGCUGAUAUAUUGAUGUGGAGGAAUAAGAAGCUAUCAGCUUCUAUCUUGGUUGGGUUAUCCACCAUUUGGUUUCUCCUUGAAGUGGUGGAAUUCCAUUUCAUCACUUUACUCUGUUACUUCCUCAUUUUCAAUUUGCUCUUCUUCUUCCUCUGGUAUAAUACUGCAAGAUUUAUCACUUGGAGUCCUCCAUGUAUUUAUGAAGUUGGAAUAUCAGAAUCCACCUGGAGAUACCUAUUCAAGAGAUUCAACUGGUUCAUGAAGACACUUUGUGAGAUUUCAACUGGGAAAGACCUGAAACUCUUAUUUAUGACAAUCACUGGUCUCUGGAUCUUGUCAGCUAUUGGGACUUGUUUCACAGCCCUGAAUCUGUUAUACAUCAUCUCUCUCUGCAUGAUGACCCUACCAGUUAUGUAUGAGCAGUAUGAAUGUGAAGUAACUUAUCUAGCAAGCAAAGGGAACAGAGAUUUAAACAGAUUGUUCAGGAAACUGGAUUCUAAAUUUCUCAGCAAGAUUCCUAGGUUAUCUUUACAAUAAAAGAAAUUCCAGGGAUAACUAUGAAAAAGAAUUUCUGAAAUCUGGUUGAUCUGCAAAUAAAUUGAUGUAACUAUGUA
Prosopis cineraria is the source of this 701-nucleotide messenger RNA. RefSeq names its product reticulon-like protein B14. The record is from RefSeq and is a predicted model, not a curated record. The transcript is spliced from 5 exons. The coding region runs from base 1 to 624 and encodes 207 amino acids. NCBI's taxonomy places the organism in Eukaryota, Viridiplantae, Streptophyta, Magnoliopsida, Fabales, Fabaceae.